Molecule: messenger RNA, 4198 nt
Organism: Acanthochromis polyacanthus (spiny chromis)
Lineage: Eukaryota; Metazoa; Chordata; Actinopteri; Pomacentridae
Product: cilia- and flagella-associated protein 251-like
Source: RefSeq, a predicted model, not a curated record
UUCUGCCAGUGAAGAAGAAGCAGCAGCCACAACAAUAAUACAACGGAGCUCCAGCGGCUUGGAAACGAGAUAAGUGUCCGAAUUCAGCGCUCAGUUCUCGGGUUAACGAGCAGAGGCGGUCCGUUGCUGUCGCCUGGAGGAGAAUAAUUCUUCACGGAGCAGAAUACGGGAGCCAUGUUUGUGUGUGACCGCAGGUACAAGCUGCUGUCGCUGUAGAGGGGAAGCUAGCUGCUGCUCCGUUAGCUCGUCCACACCGAGCCUCCUCCGGUUCGGCUCUCCGGUUCAUGCCACUGGGCUCCGGUACCGCGUGCCGCCAUGGAGAGCCUCUACAAGCGGAAGAUGUUCGCCUCGAUGCGGAAGACCAAAGUGGCCGCGUCGAAGAAGCGACAGAUCGGCCUUCCCGCUUCCAUCCUGGACGACAGUGACGAGGGCUCCUUCUCCUCCUCCUCGUUCGGAUCCCAGUCUGACUUCCAGAGCUCACCGGAGGAGGACAGCGAGCAGGAGGGCCGGGACCGCAGCGAGUCCGGGGCCACCUCCAGCGACGAUAGCCGCUCCGUGACCCGCAGGAAGCGCUCUGACGAGGAGGAGGAGGAAGAGGAGGAGGACCGGAGCCAGCCCAAGAGGUCGGUGCAGCCCCGGAAGAGGAGCCGGCUGCAGCGGCAGGACGAGUCGGACUCGGACCGGGAGGAGAAGCGGAGGGAGGAGGCCGAGAAGGCGAAGAGGAGGCAGAGACACAACAAGCUGCUGGCGCUGUCCCGGAGGAUGAAGGCCCGGGUCCCCAACCGGAGGAGGAGCCGCCUGAAGCAGGGCAGUGGAGACGAGGAAGAGUCUAAAGAAGCCGAGGACGAGGCCGGCGGCGACGAAGACAGAAACAAAGAAGGAGAAGAAGAAGACGGAAACAGAGAAGGAGAAGAAGACGGAAACAAAGAAGGAGAAGAAGAAGACAGUGACAAAAAGGAGGCUUCAGGAGGAGAAGAAGGAGGUAAAGAGGAGGAGAAAGACGAGGAUGAGGAGAAGAAGUAAAAGCUUCGUCUUUAAGACUUGCAGCUUUGUACAGUUUUCUCUUCUGCAGCACUUAAAGCGGAAAACACUUAAAAAUGUUGAAGGUUUUCUUAGUUUUUUUCUUGCUGCUUCAGUGGAAACAUAAAGAGGAUGUUUCUCUUUAAACUGACGUGAUGGAUGUCUGAUUUCUUAGUGUUCAGUCCUGCUGAUCUGCUGACUGAUCUGAUUUAUAAAUCCCAGAUUUAAGUCAUCUGUCAGAUUCCAACACCGAGCUCCAUGUACAGCAGAGAUAUCUACGAUGCUUUCAUUUACUUAUUAUUUUUGUUUUGUAUUUUUUGGGGUUGAAAAGCAGAUUCUGAAAGAAUCACUUAGGAAGUUUAAUUUAGAUUCUGCAGAUUGAUUUCUAAACAGAUUUUACUCCUGUUCAUUUACCGUCGACCCGCUUUCAUCAGGUUUGUCUCACAUUAAAUCUGAGUCUGUCUGAACAACAUCUGAGGAACUAUUAGACUGACUUUUGGGAAAUAUUAGAUCUUAAACCUUCCAUUGAGGUAGAACUAGUGUGUUUCAUGUAUUUUGUGUGUUUUUAGAUGUUUUUAAACAGAACAAUCUCCACCACCGAAAUUUUAUUUGUUCUGUAGUUUGUUUUUCUUUCACUGUAAUGUGAGUCUCAUUACAGACUGUUGAAGUAGCCAGUAGACUUUGUAGGGUACGUAUACUGGUGCUGUAGAUUGUCCUGUUUAAAAACAUCUAAAACACACAAAAAAUACAUGAAAGACACUUGUUUUACCUCAAUGGAAGAUUUUAAAAAAAAAAAAAAGCACAUUCUCGCUAAAAAAAACUGUUAUGUAGUUGUCUUUUUUAUUUUUAUUAAUACUGUUAUUUAUAAAGUUGAGACUUCUAUUUGCAGCUUAAUUUUUUCCCCAUAUUUCUUCUCCCUCAUAGUCAGAGAUUAUUUGAUCUACUGUCCAAUAUUCCAGAUUCUGAAUCAUUGACAUGAUGAGAAAGAAGAGAGAAAAUUUCAGGUUUUAUCUUUAAUAGUUCAUCAGACACUGUUGUUCAAACAGACUUAGAUUGAAUGAGAAAAAAACCUGCAGAAAGUAAGUUGACAGAGAUUUUAAAAAAAAAAGAUAUAUGAAGCUGAAAUUCCACCAAUAUCUUUGUAAACAAGCAUUUUUGUACUACAAAUAAUUUCAUCCAAUCAGAGAUGGUUGAGAAGACAUUUUGAGGAUAUUUGACACAAUAAAAUUGUUACUUAAAGUAAAAGUAUGAGUACAGUCAGAAGGAAGUACUACGUAUACUCGUGAGACUGUUACACUGUAGUAGAGUUUACUACGUCGUUACUCAUUCAUUAAUGUAGAAGCAGGGUUUAAAGAAUCGAUGCUGAGAACCACUAAGAACCAAAACCAAUUAGCAGAAUCGGGAUCUGAAGAUACCACCCAAGUCUUUUUUCAAAUUUUAAGGUGGAAUUAUUCGAGCAGCAUGAGCCUUAAAGGUAGCUAGAUGUCAUACAUUUGCAGUGUUUGUUUUAAUUUAUUAUUUCAACACUAUUCAGACGUUUUGAAGGUCUUUGUGGACACCACGGGUCAAAGCAAUGACCUCGAAGAUGUCAGUAGAUCAGCAGGUGGCGCUAAAACCCGAGCAGCUCGGCUUCGGCCACGUUGGAAACUGGAUUCUCCGUUUCUUGGAGCCGAGAAACUCAAACUCUUCUGGUUGAAACAUCGACUCGGAGAGCGUCCGGACUUCAGUAUCUGAGCUUCUAGUUGGAUUCCUGAUUGUCGAAAUGAAACUCUAAAGGUCUGGACUGAGGCUCCCGCAGUAUUUAGAGACCUUCAGUAUAAAAGCUUUUGUUGCACUUUUUUGCUCUUUUAUUUACCCUUCAGUUUGAAUCGGGCUCUUCUCCUCCGAUUUAUUUUCGAUGCAUCGGCAUCAGAUCAAAGUUAUUCGCAAGCAUUUUGUCGUACGGAGGCUUUUAAUUUGGCGCAAGCAAAUAGGGCUGCAACUAACGAUGAAUUGAUGAAUCGUCUUAGCACGAUACUCGCAUCGUGCUUAGACAAUUCAUCGUUAGGGACAUUUGUUAAGGACAUUUGCUUGUAGGUCUGCAACUAACAAUUAAUUGUCUAAGCAAGAUACGUCGAUACGUCAUAUCGUGCUUAGAUGAUUCAUGGAUUCAUCAUUAGGGAUAUUUGUUAGGGACAUUUGCUUGUAGGGCUGCAACGAUGAAUCGUCUAAGUAAAAUACAUUAUAUCUUGCUUAGACAAUUCAUCAUUAGGGAUAUUUGUUAGGGACAUUUGCUUGUAGAGCUGCAACUAACAAUGAAUCGUUGAAUCAUAGAAGCACGAUAUGUGGAUACAUUGUAUCAUGCUUAGCAGAUUCAUUGUUAGUUGCAGCUCUACAAGCAAAUGUCCCUAAUGAUGAAUUGAUGGAUCGUCGUUAGUUUGCAGUCUUGAGGUACUUUUUGUCUUUCUAGUUGCAAUUUUCUUGACUAUCUUUCCUUCUUGUCACUAUAAGCUGAAUAUAUCUCGUCGGGACAUCUAAGCUGAUCAGUUUGGCUCAUUAAAGACCGUUAAAACCUGUAAAAAUGUUCAUGUACAGUUUAAACAAACACUAAUGAAGUGUUUCAAGAAAAGCGGCUCAGACUGUAAAAGAGAAACUAUCAUUUCUCCGUUAGUUUCCUCUUAAUUCCCCCUGGUUGUCCCUGAAUGUGACCCGAGAAGAACAACAGCGACUCUUGUAGAUAAAACUCAUUUGGACAAAAGCUUUUUUCUACUUUUCUAUUUAUUUCUUGCUCUCUAAUGUCGGUUUGUGUACAAUCAUGUAAACUAAAGCGUUCCUUUCUUUAAUCUCUGUGAUGUUUAAUUGACACAGUGACCGGAUGGAAGUCACGAAUUGAGCCCGUCUGUUUGUUUUUUGAGCUUUGACGACGAUGAAUGAAUGUUUUAACGUCCAGUUUUCAGAGUGAAGCUGCUGAAGCUGAACCCACAGAGUGUUUCGGAGCCUCGUGGCCUUUUUAUUUUUCUCUCUCUUUGUUUUCUCAGCAGUAUAGAGACGAUACACACACCUCAUAGUUGCAUCAGUGCUGUGUAUUAACCUGUUUCAGUGUAUUUCUGGUCUUUUGUUGCUGUAUAAAGCUCUUCAGACCAAACCACCGUGUUGAAAACAACUCUUUUACUAAUAAAGGCUCUUUUUUUGAUCGACA